AAUCAAGAUGUCCGUUUCCCUCUCGACUGAGGAUGUAGUGAACAGAGUGGCUGCUAAACCUUCCCUCAAAUUCCUUUCAAUUGUGGUUGGAAUCAUGUCCUUCCAGAUAAUGAAGGCUAUGGUAGCGUACUUCCCCAACCUUGGUGGGUAUAUACCGUAUGAAGAGUGGAGAUGUGUUGUGGGGAGCAUGACUUGUUACGAGAGAGUCAGCUUGUUCAAGAUACAGGAUUACAAAGCAUGGCCAGAUAAUAAAAUGGUUGAAUUGGAUGACCGUUGUAUGAUUACAGUAUCCAACAUUGAUACCAAACAAGCUACACUACAUCUUCACGGGCACUCUGGUAACGAUAUAGGAUCGAUUAACAUACAGAGAAAAUCUGAGAAUCUUGUUAUCAGCAUCUCCUCAAACUCUAGUUGUGAUGAUCAGAAAAAGGAACUGUGUGAGAAGGAGAUAAAAGGUAAAAUAAUGGACCUCGACACUCUGGAGUGCACCUUACAGUUUGCAGGAACUAAAACCUCUGAAGAUAGAACCACUUUGACCUGCAAUGGUGUCAGGUUUGAUCUGAAUUCUGAGUUGGAUGAUGGAGAAGUCUACUCUCUGAUAGAUGCUGUACAAACUGUAAGGUUCAUAUCUGUUGAGGGGGAAGGAGAAUAUCAGCUUAACUGUCCUGACCUUAAACAAUACAACAAAAAGAACCUAUGCGGCCCCAGCUCUGGUCUAAAAGAGCUGCUCUUAGACACCGAUUUCCACUGGCACACGAAAGGUCGGUCAUCGUUUGCGGUGGAUUGGAAUUUACAUUGCGGCGGAGAGUUUCUCAGGUCACUGCUGGGAUCGGUCUUCUUCGGAGGGGCCCUUCUUGGGACUUUUAUAGGCGGGAACUUGUUUGAUAUGAUCGGUCGAAAGCUGGGGGCCUUGGUAGGCUACGGUAUUGUUACAGUGUCAACCCUUAUAGCUGCGUUCUCUCCUUCAAUAGAAUUCUUGUUUGUAUGCCGCUUCUUUCAAGGAGCGGGUGUUUACAUUGGAUCAACAGGAGGUUUUGUAUUAUUGCUGGAGUACACAGCCUCUAAAUACAGACUUCAAGCCAACGUUGGUGUUCAGUUGGCAUUCGGAGUAGGGUAUCUCGUCAACACUUUCUUUGCCUACUUCAUCAAGGAUUGGCACUGGCUGGUAGCAGUUGAUGGAAUAUUGUUUGUGCUGGCUGUUAUUCCCCUGUUAUUGAUGCCGGAUUCUCCGAGGUACUUCCUCGUCAAUAAAAGAGACGAGGAAAAAGCAAAAGAGAGUCUCAAAUGGUUGGCAAAGAUCAAUGGGAGUGAUUUUGAUAUUGAUACAGUCAUAUUAAACGACGUUGAGUUGACAGCCGAAAAGACCCAAGCACCAGAGCCAACAUUUUUAGAGGCGAUGAAAGAUUUUAUGAAGUACAAAGAACUACUAGUCCAACUGGGGAUACAGAUGUGGUUGUGGCUGGUGGCAGGCUUCCUCUACUACGGCUUCAGCUUCAGCUGGUCAGAGUUGGGUAACAACAUCUACAUCAGUUACCUGUUCGCGGCUGUUGGAGAGAUUAUCGCAUAUUUGGGUAUGGGAUUCCCUUUUAGUUGA
Molecule: messenger RNA, 1594 nt
Organism: Bolinopsis microptera
Lineage: Eukaryota; Metazoa; Ctenophora; Tentaculata; Lobata; Bolinopsidae
Product: organic cation transporter protein-like
Exons: 9
Coding region: 8-1594 (528 amino acids)
Biological process (GO): transmembrane transport
Cellular component (GO): membrane
Molecular function (GO): transmembrane transporter activity
Source: RefSeq, a predicted model, not a curated record